CAAGACUUGAGCAAUACCUGCAACCAAGAUCAUUGAGAAGGCAUUAUACUAUUAUGCUUGGUUGCCGAACAUUGAUUCGUACUAUCGCCACUACGAGAUCAUCAAUCCAUCAAAAUUUUUCAAGGGACUUUGGUUUGAACGCGAGGAUGGAGACGGGAAACGUCAAACCGAAAGUCGCACCUUUUACAAGGGCAGUUGUUGCUGCGAUGAGGAAAGUGUAAGUUUUGAUACCGUCCACUCACCUCCUGAAGACUUCAAAUCAAUUUCCGUGCUAAUGUUUUCGAAAGAUAUCCAGAGGCCCUAGCAGAUAAAAGCUUCGACAAUACGGGAUGUAGGUACUUUCCCAUAUCUCACGGAUUGGACUGUGUGACGUUGAGACGUUGAGACAUGACUGACAAUCUCAAAUAGUAUUACUGGAAGCGCCUUUCAGAGAACAUGGUCAUCUGAAGAAUUCCGCGCUGGUGACGGUGGAUUUGACGACUGCUGUUGCAGAUGAGGCUAUUAGAAGGAGAGAUUCGAUUAUUAUUGCUUACCGUAUGUUGUAUUGAGUUUCUUUUCUCUGUUUCAAGUCAGUUGCUCCGAAUCCGCUUGGUGAAAGGAAUUGAUUGACCUUGGUAUCUCUAUUUCUGGAGCGUUCUCUCCUUUUUGCCAGGAUCUGCUCUGCUCCUUGAUGGACUUUCAGCUUUUCUCUACAACCCAUAGCCAGGUUGAUACCGUCCUAUCCAUUAAUCUAUCAUUCAUCUUCUCUGACACUCUUUCGCUUCUAUCAUAUCACAAGUCUUUAAUACAACCCUCUCAUCCCAGGGCCCAUUACAUAGCCACACAUGAAAACAUUUCCCAGAUUAACGAGCUUUUCACAGACCCAAUAAUCUUCCGCGGUCUCAAAUCCCUCACCCAGGCCGAGACCCAAACCACAACUCUCCUCCGCCUAGCCCAAGAAGGAAUCAGCGUCUACUGCCCCCACACAGCCGUCGAUGCCGCACCAGGAGGUCUAAACGACUGGCUAGCAGACAUCUUCCUAUCCUUGGGACCCAGCACGUUCGUAUCCCUCCCUCCUUACUACAUCCCUCGCUAACAAAAUAUAGACGUACAAACAUCACGCCUCUCAAAACCUCAAUUCCAGCAGGUUUCGAGACAGCGGGCUACGGACGGAUCGUUCGUUUCUCUACUCCUCAGACUCUGGGCUCGAUUGUAAGAAAGAUUACAGAACAUACGGAAUUGAAGGGUGUUUCUGUAGCCACGCCGCAGCGCGUUAUUGAUAAGCCAGCUAUCGAGAUUGAGUCCAUAGGCAUUUGUGCUGGUUCGGGAGGUUCUAUGUUGAAUGGAUUGGAUGUGGAUUUGUUGUUUACUGGAGAGUUAAGUCAUCAUGAAGCUUUGGCUGCGAUCGAGAAGGGGAAGUGUGUGAUUACUACCUUCCAUAGUAAUAGUGAGAGGGGCUUCUUUAGGAAGAGUAUAGUUUCUAGGUUAAGUGGAGUGGUGGAUGAGGAAGUUGGGGUAUUAAGGAAGAACGGGGAGAUUGGAGAGAAAGAGGCGUGGAAGAUUGAUGUUAGUGAGGUUGAUUGUGAUCCUUUCUCGCUUGUUAUAAAUGGAGAUGUGGGUUGGUAAAGGCUUGUUCCUUACACCAAAAGCAAUUGUGAUUGGCGUUUCUAGAGCUAUAGAAGGUCUGAAUGGUAGUUAGUCCAUAGAGAAAGCUUCUC
This is a messenger RNA of Hymenoscyphus albidus, 1697 nucleotides long. NCBI's taxonomy places the organism in Eukaryota, Fungi, Ascomycota, Leotiomycetes, Helotiales, Helotiaceae. The record is from the annotation of a GenBank genome assembly.